This is a messenger RNA of Malus domestica (apple), 924 nucleotides long. Its product is annotated as small heat shock protein, chloroplastic. NCBI's taxonomy places the organism in Eukaryota, Viridiplantae, Streptophyta, Magnoliopsida, Rosales, Rosaceae. The record is from RefSeq and is a predicted model, not a curated record. Gene Ontology annotation, biological process: response to heat.
UAACUCCCCACCUCACCAAGAAAUCUGAAAGUUGUAGUUACCCACAAAAGAGAAGCUUGCUAACUUUCUGUGUUACUAUUAGUUACAUGGCUUCAACAUUGGCUUUGUCUUCUUCGUCACCUUUGCUUUCAAACAAAGCAAGGUCUUCAAUAACAGCGAACGCCACUCUCCCAUCUUCGGCCGCCUUUCCGUCGCGGUGGAAUAGGCUGCCGGUGGUGAAAGCUCAGGCCGGUGGAGACGGCAAGUUGGACGUGCAAGUCAAUCAGGGCAACCAAGGGACUGAUGUGGAGAGGAGGCCAAGGAGGCUGGCUGUGGAUAUUUCUCCUUUUGGUCUAUUAGAUCCCAUCUCCCCAGUGAGAACAAUGCGGCAAAUGCUGGACACAGUCGACCGGCUUUUCGAAGACACGGUGGCAUUCCCGGGAAGAAACAGAGCAGCAGGGGAAGUGCGCGCGCCUUGGGACAUCAAAGACGACGAACACGAAAUCAAAAUGCGGUUCGACAUGCCGGGGCUUUCGAAGGAGGACGUGAAGGUGUCGGUCGAGGACGAUGUGCUAGUUAUAAAGGGAGAGCAGAAGAAGGAAGAAGGCGGCGACGAUUCGUGGUCGGGCAGGAGCUUUAGCUCCUACAAUACCCGCCUUCAGCUGCCGGAUAAUUUGGAGAAGGACAAGAUCAAGGCGGAGUUCAAGAAUGGUGUUCUCUACAUAGCCAUUCCUAAGACCAAAGUUGAACGCAAGGUUAUUGACGUUGCAAUUCAGUGAAAAAGCCUGAGCCGCCUCUGGUUUUGUAUGGACGUACACUAGAUAUUGUGUGCUGUUUUGGUCUGUUUUCUUGUGCUUUGUUACGUUAUGUAAAGUUGCUUCUAACAUGGUAAUAAAUAUUUUAAAUCCCGAAUUAAAUCGAAGAUUAAAUUAUCAAGCAUUUAUA